Drepanopeziza brunnea f. sp. 'multigermtubi' MB_m1 is the source of this 2139-nucleotide messenger RNA. RefSeq lists its product as uncharacterized. Lineage: Eukaryota; Fungi; Ascomycota; Leotiomycetes; Helotiales; Drepanopezizaceae. Gene Ontology annotation, molecular function: nucleic acid binding; ATP binding; RNA helicase activity. Gene Ontology annotation, cellular component: 90S preribosome. The record is from RefSeq and is a predicted model, not a curated record. Gene Ontology annotation, biological process: maturation of SSU-rRNA.
AUGGAUAUCCUCAAGCUCCUGUCGCGAUCAACGAAAAAACCCAACAAAGCCGGGCAAGGGACCAACGCAGCUGCAAAGCUCCCGUCCGCGGGAACCAAUGCGAACCCGCAAUUAUACCACGAUGCGAUCCCCGAUCCUCGAGGGAAGAAGAGGAAGCGCGGGGGCGAGGAGAUAGAAGAGACGCCCGAUGAAGAAGACGACGAUGUAAAUUUCUUUGCCCCGAAGAGCGCUGCUCCCAAACCGAAGAAAGUUGCGAAGACGGAAGAUGCGAAGUUGGAAGCCAGAUUGCUGGACCAGGACGAGUGCCGACGAAUUUUGAAAUCGCAUCGACUGAAGCUCACGAUCUUGCCGUCCGGCAAGAAGGACGAGAAGAAGGUCAAGAAAUCGAAGAAGGCAAAAGUCAGCAAGAAAGUCAAGGAAGAUUACAAGCAGGUGUAUCCGCAACCGCUGGUAGCGUUCGCGGAUUUGAAGAGCACUUAUGGGAUCUCGGGGCGCAUGGCGGAGAAUUUGGUGCAGCAGGGAUACAAAAUUCCGACGGAGGUGCAAAUGGCGAGCUUGCCAAUUUUGUUGCGCCCGGAGGUUGCGUUGGGGGACAGUGAAUUGGAGCAGAUGGGAGCUGAGGUGGAUUUACUGGCUGUGGCGCCCACGGGCAGCGGCAAGACACUGGCAUUUUUGAUCCCGAUUGUGGAUCGCAUCAUACAACGUAGGAGGGGUCAAAAAGAGGAGGACAAGGCGACUCAUGGGCUGGAUGCUAUAGUGGUGGCGCCCACGAAGGAGUUGGCAAGCCAGAUUGUGAAUGAGGCGAAGAAGCUGAGUCUGGGGACUGGCGUUAAGGUUGUGGGUAUGAAGAAGGGCAUGAGGAUCGUAGAAGGCGGUGGUGCUCAGGAACAUGGUAAUGAAAGCUCGAGCGACGAGGACGACGUAGAGGAGAUGGAUGGGAAGAAGACAUCACAACCCAUCGUAAAAGGCGAUAUGCUGAUCACAACUCCCGGUCUCAUCCUCCGCGCCCUCUCCACCUCCGAACCAGGAAGAAACCAUUCCUUACCGUCAGUACGAGCCCUCGUCCUCGACGAAGCAGACGUCCUGCUUGACCCCCUCUUCCGUGAUCAAACUCUCGGCAUCUGGUCAUCAUGUACAAAUCCCUCGCUACGGGUAACGCUCUGGUCAGCAACCAUGGGCUCCAACAUCGAAGCCCUGGCCUCCUCCACUAUCCUCUCCCGCCGCUCCUCUCUCUCUCUCCCAAACACGCCUAUAAUUCGCCUGGUAGUCGGCCUCAAAGAUUCUGCCAUCCCCAACAUCACACACCGUCUCGUCUACGCCGCUACCGAGCCCGGAAAACUGCUCGCCCUCCGCCAGCUGCUCCACCCCACAGCGGGAUCUGACCCAAAAGCCAUAUCCCUCAGACCGCCAUUCCUGGUAUUCACGCAAACCAUCCCCCGAGCCGUGGCAUUGCACGCCGAACUUCUCUACGACAUCCCCUCGGAAGCCGGUGGCUCCUCCCGCAUCGCCGUUCUGCACUCGGACCUCUCGGAUUCCGCCCGCUCAGCUGUCAUGUCGCGUUUCCGCACUGGCGAGAUCUGGAUCCUGAUCACCACCGACAUACUCUCCCGCGGCGUGGACUUCCGCGGCAUCAACGGCGUGGUGAACUACGACGUCCCCAACUCAGGGGCGAGCUACAUUCACCGCGUUGGGAGGACUGGACGGGGUGGCAGGGAUGGCGGUGUUGCCGUGACGUUCUAUACGAAGGAAGAUAUUCCGUUUGUGAAGAAUGUGGCGAAUAUCAUCGCAGCGAGCGAGAAGCAGGCUGGCAAGGAGCCGAGCGAAGCGGGGAUGCAAAAGUGGCUACUGGACGUGCUGCCGACGCCGAGAAAGGAGGAGAAGAAGAGGUUGAAGGCUCAUGGGGUGGAGGCGAGACGUGGGGGCUUGGGAGGGAAGAAGGACGAGAAGGGAAACGGCAAGGGCAAGAAAGGCGGCAAAAUUCUGAUCAGUACCAAGAGUGGUUAUGAGCGGAAGUUGGAGCAUAAUCGGAAAGGUGCCAUUGCCGGAAGUCGGCGCAGGGCGAAGGCUGAAGCUGGGAAUCCGGUCGAGGAGGCAUCGGUAGAUGCGGCUGAUGGCGAAUGGGGUGGUAUCGCGGAGUGA